CUGGUUCCUUCCCUCGCUUCAUAGCGUGUUUGAUCUCUUUUCUCUCCUUUUCUUCUUUUCUUCUUCUUCUUCCUCUCAUCCUUAUCUUCGCGAGAGGAAGGAAGCAAGGAAAGCCCUCUCCAUCUCCACCUCGCGCUCGCCAUCUCUCGCCAUCUCUCGCGCUUUUCUCUUCUCGGGUCGCCAAAGAGGGCUUUUGGGGAUCGACCCACGAGACCCAUCAAUCGCGAAUCGCGUCGCGGCGCUGGUGGGUCGGAGGACGAUUUGGGGCGUUUUUUGUUCUGGUUUGGUUUGGUUGUUGUUCGCCUUCUUCGCGUUGCGGCGAUCGAUCAAAGGCCGUCUACGGUGGCUUCGGUGGCGCGCGAUCACAGGGAAGAAUUGGUGCUGCUGCGGUGUGAAUGGGAGGAUUGUCGCGCGGCUGCUGCUGCUGCCAAAUGCGCGCUCGCCUGCUGACGGAUCCCGAAGGGAACAGGCCUCUGGAUUGCGUAAGGCCGCGCCUCGCCCGCCAGCUUGCUCGCAGGAAGAUCCAGAAUCGCCAGAGCCUCUUCAAGGGCUGAUAACAAGUUCUUCUUUUGUUCUUCCUUACCGGAUCGAGGCGAAUCCAUCCCUUUGAAAGGAAGAAUGUCGAUUGCCUACCAGAGCUGGGAGAUAGGAUCGGGCCCAACCGUGGGAUACAAAGUCCAGGCUCACCAAGCAGCUGGCGAUGGGCUAAACCUUCGCAAGCUUCUCUGCCGGCCCGAGACGGCCGCCAGGUUCAUGCAACAGGGUCUUCCUCCUCCAGCUCCAAAGCAGAGAUUUUCCUCCUCCGCCACCAUCGCCGCCACCACCACCACCACUCCGAGUGGCGGAGCUUCUAAACCGGACGAGGACUUGCCCCUGACCAAGGUGGAAGUUGUGGAACUUGUUGUGGCGCCGCCAGGAGGACUGGAAACGACUAACAUGCCAUCGUCGUCCUCGUCGCUCGUCACAUCCUCCAUCUCCAACGAGAGCUCGGACGAGUCGGACGACAAGGAGGUCCAGAGCGCGUUCAAAGGUCCCCUGGAUCAAAUGGAUUCGUUGAUGACCACUCUCCCAGUCAGGAGGGGGCUGUCAAAGUUCUACGUUGGAAAAUCUCGUUCCUUCACAUCGCUGGCGGACGUGAAAUCGAUGUGCAUGAAGGACUUGGGCAAGCCUGAGAAUCCAUACUCCAAGAGGAGGAAGCUUCCGUCCCACCGCGAAGGGAUGGAGUCCAAGCCCAGGUUUCCACCACCCCGGAUCUCCACUGGGAUCUCCAAGAAGCCAAUCUCCUCCAACGGGACGACGCUCACGCUGGCGCUCGCCAUGUCCACCAAGGGUGACAGGCUCGACGGCAGCGACGAAUGCUUCGCCACGGCAAAGCAGUGGCAAAAGAGCUGCCGAUCAUUCUCGCUCACCGACUUGCAAAAGGCUUGAACAAGUUCCAACUUUGCUUGAACGAUCCGGAAGAACUUCCAGCGAGCUCCAUGGUGGUGACACAAAGUUUAGCCGCAGGACACACUUUCAUAUGGAAGGUUGUAUAAUAUCUGAGAGAGGAGGAGAGUAACUUGUAGAGAAAAAGAAAAGAAAGAUACCAAGGGAUACAACUCAGGGAGAUGAGAUGGCGUGAGAUGGUGUUUUGUGUGUGAGAGAACGGGAAGGUUCCAGUGGGUUUUUGUAUUUGAUCCAGACUUUGACACUUGUAUACAUCGCUAGCGAUGACUUGCUCCGGAA
Selaginella moellendorffii is the source of this 1725-nucleotide messenger RNA. RefSeq lists its product as uncharacterized. The coding region runs from base 619 to 1428 and encodes 269 amino acids. Lineage: Eukaryota; Viridiplantae; Streptophyta; Lycopodiopsida; Selaginellales; Selaginellaceae. The transcript has 3 exons. The record is from RefSeq and is a predicted model, not a curated record.